Phycomyces blakesleeanus NRRL 1555(-) is the source of this 1882-nucleotide messenger RNA. RefSeq lists its product as hypothetical. The record is from RefSeq and is a predicted model, not a curated record. The coding region runs from base 136 to 1770 and encodes 544 amino acids. The transcript has 7 exons. Lineage: Eukaryota; Fungi; Mucoromycota; Mucoromycetes; Mucorales; Phycomycetaceae.
CUUCCUUUCUUCCUUUACCCCUCUUUCUCUUUCUCUUUCUCUUUACAUACUUCUUUACAUCUUUACAUACGUCUUUACACUUCAUUAUAUAUAUUCAUAUAAUCGGUUUCUAUAGAAAUAUUAAUAAUAAUAAUAAUGUUACUAUUUGAUCCAAAAGAUUUCCCGGAUACUUUUGAACUAUUACGCCAAUACUUCCAGCUCUGUUCACGUCAACCUCGCCGAUUGGUGUCCAUUCUCUUUUUGACAGUGACCCUUUGCUUCUUUUACUUUAUUGUGCUUGGAUACGAUGACAGGAUCGAAUUUGAUAUGCGGCCUGCUGAAAUGGCUGUAGAAAUCAAGGCCAUCCAAGAUUUCCCCAUUUGGCCUCUUCAACUUGAAGACGAAGCCAUCAGAGACCGAUCUAGUGCCUACAAGCCAACCAUGUUUACCGCCAAAUCGCCUUCCUUUGCCUCAUUUGCUUCUCUUGUCUUGUUUAAGCCAGUCACGGCAGUCAUAUACCGAGUAUCCGACAACGACGAAGGAAUCCAACAGGUCGUCAAGCACCUGUCUAAAUAUCCCUUUUUUAAAGAAAUCUUGAUAUUCAAUCAAAUCGAAUCCCGUCCACUGGUGGUUGAGGAUUUUGGCGGCGAGAUGUCCGAGGAUGUAUCGAUAGAGAUUUAUGAUUCAAGAGACGAUAUUCAGACAAUGGGGCGUUUCACAACAUGCUCAAUGGCAAGCCACGAAACAUGCUAUACGCAAGACGAUGUGUGGCUGAAUAUAUAUUUGGAUACCUUGUACACUCUUUCCCUCAAAUCACCGGAGUUGGUUUACGCCAGCGCAAGGCCGACUGAGUACCUUGAUGCACUUGGGUGGCGCUUCGGAAAUAUAGGAAAUAAUACUAAUAAUAAUAUAGAUUCUUCAUUACAUACUGGAUAUGUUGACCUUCGAUACGGCGCAUUCAUUCCACGCCACAAAGCACAGACCUUUUUGACUCAGCUGGCUGAACAAGGAAUCACAAAAGCUCAGUUACGGCAGGCAGAUAUGUAUUUUAGUCUCUGGACUAACCAAUAUCCAUGGAUACUUUCCAAUUCAUUGGUUUCUCUUGAACAAGAAGAUAAGCUGAAUCCUAUAAUUCGGUCACCGAGUCUCUAUGAAAAUAUGUAUGAUGCUAUGGAUAAGCUGGGACAAUCCUUGGCAGAAAACAUAACCCAAAAAGAUCAUUUUAACCGUUUAGAUGGUAUCAUUCCAUUGGAAUCUCGUCAAGAAAGAGCUUCUUGUGUAAAUGAUAAAUGCCUAUUUAUCACAAACAUCGACCCAUUUCCAGAACCGGGUACAUUUGUUCCAGCUACAGAUCUUGACUCAGGGAUCGAAUCAUUGCAAUCGCGUAAAUCUACAGGUCUGCACCAUGAAUGGGUUUAUCAGUCCUAUCAAAAGGCAGUAGAUCAGGAUCCAAGAACCUGUUGGAACACCUUUAAAAUACCAAAGGCAAAUGAUUACUUUGGAUUGACAAUGGUAGGAUCAAUUGAAGCAAAACGACUGGUAUUAUAUGGCCGAAGAGAUAUCCGUCAUGCAGCAUCGAUGUUUAAUGUUACUGUAGAAUCAGUAGAAAACAAUUGGGUGACUUGUAAACUUUGGACAUUACCGGAUGCUCAAGUAGUACGUCAACGUGUACCUCUGGGUAUCGAUUGUUCGGGAGUAAAAGAAUUCAAAACCAUCAGGAUCCACUUUGUAGAAGAUCAGAAAGAACCCUUUGAUGUGUGUGGAAUUGGAUUGGACAAUUUUAAUGUCUAAUGCUUUCUCUAAUUGCUUAUUGUUACUAUCCUUUUCUUUUUUUCUUAUAUAAUAUAUGUAUAUAUAUUUUCUACAUUGUCGGCCAUUAAAAUAAAUCUCUGUUAUACAGAAG